Messenger RNA from Cladophialophora yegresii CBS 114405, 1443 nucleotides. Its product is annotated as eukaryotic translation initiation factor 3 subunit L. Gene Ontology annotation, cellular component: eukaryotic translation initiation factor 3 complex; cytoplasm. The record is from RefSeq and is a predicted model, not a curated record. Lineage: Eukaryota; Fungi; Ascomycota; Eurotiomycetes; Chaetothyriales; Herpotrichiellaceae. Gene Ontology annotation, biological process: translational initiation. Bases 1 to 1443 code for a protein of 480 amino acids. Gene Ontology annotation, molecular function: translation initiation factor activity. The transcript has 2 exons.
AUGUCGUACGCCAACGGCCAUGCCUUCCCCGACGAGGACGUGGAGGAAGAGACGCUCGUCGCCGACUACCAGGAGCAAGUGAACAAUUACGCGGAUGAAGGUGCAGACUUGGGUCGCGCAGACUCAAUAGUCAGUGGAGGCCCAGCGGAUCUCCGAGCACAGCUUGAAGCCGCUGCUGCUCCGCUCGAAUUUCAGGCGAGUUUAGAGACAAAGUUCCAAUCGUAUGACAACUACUGCUCGCUCUUCCACUACAUCCUCAACUCGGACGGCCCCGUCGAGAUCGAAACGCCGUCGUACUUCUGGGCCUGGGACGUCAUUGACGAAUUCAUCUACCAGUUCGAGUCCUUCUGUCGGUAUCGAAAUCGCGUUGCCCGCACGGCGCCAACCGAAGAAGAAGCGCAAGUCCUGCGCGAAAAUCCAAACACAUGGGGCUGCUACAGUGUUUUGAACGUGCUGUAUUCGCUCAUCCAGCGCUCGCAGAUCAACGAGCAAUUGGCCGCCACGAAGCGAGGAGAAGACGCCCAGGCCGUGGCUGGCGAGUACGGAUCUCGCCCUCUGUAUAGGAUGUUGGGAUACUUCUCCAUCAUUGGCCUGCUGCGGGUGCACUGUCUGCUUGGGGACUUCAGCCUCGCGCUGAAAACUCUCGACGACAUCGAGAUGAACAAGAAAGCCAUGUUUGCCCGCGUCAUGGCCGCCCACCUCAACACCUACUACUACGUGGGCUUCAGCUACAUGAUGCUGCGCCGCUACGCCGACGCGGUGCGCAUGUUCAGCCACAUCCUGGUGUACGUGUCGCGGACCAAGAAUUUCCAAAAGGGCCCGAACCAGGGACAGUUCGACGCCAUCGCCAAGAAGACAGAGCAGAUGUAUGCCCUCAUCGCCCUCUGCGUGUCUUUCGCCCCGACACGCUUGGACGACAGCAUCCACACGACCCUCCGCGAGAAGUACGGCGAGAAGUUUUCCAAACUGCAGCGUGGCGGGCCCGAGUCGCUGCCCAUCUUCAAGGAACUGUUCCAGAGCGCGUGCCCGAAAUUCAUCAACCCCACGCCACCGGACUUUGACAACCCGAGCCUCAACAUCGAUCCCGUGGACCAUCACACUGAGAUUUUCAUGGACGAGGUCAAGAACACGCUCUUCAACCCCCUGAUCAAGUCGUACCUGAAGCUCUACACCACCAUGUCGAUUCAGAAACUGUCCAACUUUCUCGACGUGGAGCCCGAGAAGCUGCGGUCCUGGCUGCUCGUCAACAAACAGCGCAGUUGUCGCCAGAUCCGCUGGACAGAGGGCGGUUUGCUCGAGGGCGAAAUCGUGGGUGUGCUAGGCAAUGGCAGCUCCGAAGGGUUGGACUACGCCAUCGAAGGUGAUUUGAUCCAUAUCAGCGAAGCGAAGCAAGGGCGACGACUGGUCGAUUGGUACCUGAGGAAUCUUGCACGGGCCUAUUAA